Messenger RNA from Rotaria socialis, 651 nucleotides. The record is from the annotation of a GenBank genome assembly. Lineage: Eukaryota; Metazoa; Rotifera; Eurotatoria; Philodinida; Philodinidae.
AUGAGCCUACAUCAAGUACGUUCAUCACCUCUAUUAGCAAUGGCAACUUCAGCAUUCAAUCUUGCUCCAUCCGAUAAUAUGAUGAUAACUAAUCAAUCGAAUACAUCUCUAGCACGUGAUUUUCAUUCUAUUGAAUUAUGUUUUGAACAUAAUCCAGUGUCUGUUUCAGCAUCUGAAAUUGGUUUUGCUCGUGCAUUUGUUCGUUUGGCGCUUGAACGUCGUCUUUUAUCUCGUCAUUUAUCUGAAUUAUUUUCUCAUAGUAAUCUUUUACAAGCUUUAUAUAAGCGUGAAGCUUUUUUACGUACCGAUGAUGGAGAUUUAAGAAAACAAUUUUUAGCUCAUAUUGAAUCGCUUCAAUUACUUGAUUAUAAAUGUUUUUCAAAUUCUUAUCCAGAUAUUGAUAUUAUUUAUCAUGUUAUUAUUGUUCCUACCAGAGCACGAGCAACAGGAAUUUCUAGUACAACAACUGCUAAUCCAUAUAUUGCAUUAGCUGGUAUUUUGGGAUCAACAAAAGUUAUACCAUUAUCAUCAAAAAAUACACUGGAAAUUAAAUUCAAACACAAAAAUUUGAGUCAAUUAACAACACUUCGAAUCGGUCAUGAUAAUACUGGUUUAACGUCUCGAUGGAAUAUUGAUCAUGUUCUUGUUUGA